UUCACUUUUAAUUUGGUGAAUGCAUUUUCAGCUUUUGCUGACUGCCUUUGCUAGUUUUAUGUGCAAAUUUCUCAAAAAAAGGGUCUUUUUAAUAUUAUCUAAUGUUGCAGCAAUCUGAAAAUUAAGCUACUUAGAAACAAAAUUAAAGAAAUUGGGUGCAGUGAAAAGACAAUUAUUAGCUCUAUAUGCUAGCGCAGUGUAGCUCCUUUUACUAGCUCAGUCUAGGUUUAUCUUACACUCCAAACAAAAUAGCACAGUGGUCUAAUGAUGAAGAAAAACAGCACUCUUCUAGGGGCAGAAAAUACUCAAGAGAAGGAAAGAACAAUGGAGGCGGAGGUCAAACAUCGUUCAUCAAGUCAAAACAAACAAAACAUUGAAAUGGCAAAUGUAGAUUUCCCGCCAGCCCGACACAACGAAAAAAGGCUUUCUAAUAAGGAAGCCCAGAAGAGCAGUUCGGUGCUAAACCAGCACAAUAACAAUGAUGAGUGGCAAUGUCCAGAUUGUUCACAGAAAGAAAGAAGACUGCAAGAUAUGAAGAAAAACCAACUAUCUAAUAUUAACGCUAAAGAAGGAGAGCAGAUGCGAGAGAGAGAGAGCCAGCAUUCCCUAGCAGCCCCACCUAGCUACAAUACAGAUUCCCGGAUGAGCAGUCCAAAGACAAAACCCCAACCUAUAGGAGUCACAUUGAAAAAAUCAGAUGAUCUUCAUGCAGAUUUUGUCUUGAAAGUGGACUGCUUUACAACACUUCUUUUGGCCAUAACUAUUGGUAUAAUCUCUGGAUUGACUUAUUGGAAUGUGUUUCAAGGAUGUCAGCAGAAGAACAUGUCAUUUUGGAUUACAUUUCUUCCAGCAAAUUUUGCUCUACCAUUAAUAAUUGCCUGCUGUGAGAACAACUGUAAAAAAUUCCCACUGAACUUAAUUUUACCAUUGAUGCUUAUCCUAGCUGAAAGCCUGCUGCUUGGAGCGAUUACAUCCUUCUUUGCUGCCACGACAUUAAUGCAGGUUGGAGGAAUAACAGCAUCUGUGACUUUGGUGCUGUAUUGGUUUGUUCUGAAGUCCAAGUGGAACAUCAUUCGUGCACCUGUGCCCUCCUGGAUCGUGUUCUCAAUGUUGAUCAUCUUUGGAAGUCUCUGUUGCUUUAACAAAUCACCAACAUUACAAUUUGUUUAUGGUUUGUUUGGGAUGCUGAGCUCCGCAAUUCAUUUGAUUAAGAAGAUACAAAUUAGGAUCAAAAGAGAAUCCACAAAGGAGCAAAAGCCCAUGGAUUAUACCAUCUCAGCACUGAAGAUCUACACAGGCAUUGUACUUUUUUUCUUCUUUAUGCUGCAGUUAAUGGAGCCUGUCAACUGUUUGGACUGAGAUUGCUGCCCUUGCCUUUGAGGUUGGCUCUGAGUUAUUGGCAGGGUUGAAAUCCUUUCAUAUAGGCCAUCUGAUGACAGAGGCAUGUAGACUAGGCUACCCGGCAUAGGAAAAUGAAGCAGCCAUUUAAAUAAUCGCCGCUUCAUUUAAAUUUAAAAGGCUGCCACGCUGAGCGGGUCA
Messenger RNA from Pelodiscus sinensis (Chinese soft-shelled turtle), 1539 nucleotides. Its product is annotated as protein lifeguard 2. Lineage: Eukaryota; Metazoa; Chordata; Testudines; Trionychidae. The record is from RefSeq and is a predicted model, not a curated record. Gene Ontology annotation, cellular component: membrane.